AUGCCUAGUGUGAAUAUAGAUACUACUCAAUGGCAAAAGUUGACGCAGUCACGAGAAAAGCAAGCCACAGUGAUAACACCUCUGGGAAUAACGAUGCUAGAGAUCCAAGGUGAAUUAGAAUUACCGAGCGACUUUAUAUCACUGGCGAAAGAAGAUUCUCAACAUGAUGGAAGAUUUAGUGUACAAGAUGGCCAAACAAUAAUACGAUUUGGGUCGUUACAGAUCGACGGAGAGAGGGCCACGUUGUUUGUCGGCAAGAAACAGCGUUUACUUGGGAAAGUAACAAAGUUGGACGUACCGGUAGGUAUAAUGCAUUUCAGCUCGAAAGAUAACAAGGUAGAAUUAGUUGAUGUAAUGAAAUAUAAAAUUAUCUUUAAAGAUAGGCCUUUACCUAUUAUGUAA
Molecule: messenger RNA, 402 nt
Organism: Saccharomyces mikatae IFO 1815
Lineage: Eukaryota; Fungi; Ascomycota; Saccharomycetes; Saccharomycetales; Saccharomycetaceae
Gene: CTF8
Product: Ctf8p
Exons: 1
Coding region: 1-402 (133 amino acids)
Biological process (GO): mitotic sister chromatid cohesion
Cellular component (GO): Ctf18 RFC-like complex
Source: RefSeq, a predicted model, not a curated record